Messenger RNA from Diabrotica balteata, 975 nucleotides. Lineage: Eukaryota; Metazoa; Arthropoda; Insecta; Coleoptera; Chrysomelidae. The record is from the annotation of a GenBank genome assembly.
UUUAAAGAUACUUAUAAAAGAAAUAUUUUCUUCGGCAUGUUUAGUUGAACCGAAAGUUUUAGUAAAAUGCGUAGUGUAUUUAUUAUUUUUGUUUUUCUUACUGUCAUUGCUCUUUGUAGUUGUGCUGGUACUAAUCAUAAGUUAGUUAAAAAACACAAGCAUUGCCACAAGUGGUUGAUUUUACAGAAGUUUUAUUUUUUGGCGUUCCUGGCCUUCAAAUUUAAAGCCAUUUUGGUGAUUGGUUCCAUCUGGGCGAUCACAUUCAUAUUCGGAAAAGUUUUCGCAGCCUUUAAACUGGCUGAAUACAUGAAAGGAAGUAAUAAUCAUCACGAAGUAAUAUAUUCUUCUCCUCAUCAUUACGACCAUGCAUACAGUAAAAAUCUACAAGUACCACCAUCGUCCGCUGAUUAUGUUUACGAUUAUCCGUCUAAAGGAACAUCUUACUCCGAAAAGAGCUAUCCAAUCAAUACUUCACCUACUGCGUAUGGAAGAGGAUACGCAGAACACGAAAAUUUCUAUGACGCUAUUAGGAGAUCAAAUUUAACCGAAGUAGUAUUUAAAGAAAUGGACUUGAAGACAGAUGCUUGCAAAAGGAAAUUCGUUUGUCAAGCUGACUUCAACACAAAACAAAGUAUGCUGUUGGGAAAUAUAUUCAACAUGUUUGUUGAUGAUGCUUAUAAGUCAUACCGAUCAAACGAAACUAUAUCUGCAAUAGAAGAUUGCAGCCGACUUUACACAGCAUGUGAUGGAGACGACGAUGGAAACGAUUCUCAAGACGAAACAUAAAUAUACAUUAUUUAUUAAGUAAUUUAUUAUUUAUUUUCUUACAAUUAUUAGCUUAUUAUUUAUUUAUCUAUUUAUUUAUUUAUGUAUUUAUUUAUUUAUUAAAAUAAUAUGUGUAGGUAUUCAGUCUGUUUAUUUUAAUAACGAUAAAAUGAGUAUAGUAUCUAAAUAUGAUUGUACAGUACAGUUCAG